Photinus pyralis (common eastern firefly) is the source of this 1617-nucleotide messenger RNA. Its product is annotated as CCR4-NOT transcription complex subunit 11-like. The record is from RefSeq and is a predicted model, not a curated record. Gene Ontology annotation, cellular component: CCR4-NOT complex. Gene Ontology annotation, biological process: negative regulation of translation; mRNA catabolic process. The transcript is spliced from 9 exons. NCBI's taxonomy places the organism in Eukaryota, Metazoa, Arthropoda, Insecta, Coleoptera, Lampyridae. The coding region runs from base 126 to 1493 and encodes 455 amino acids.
UUGACAGUUAUGUAGCCACUGAUCAGAGUCGAUGUUUUGUAACCUUACCCUGCACUUACACCAAACAACAAUGCAAAUAUUAAUUUAUUAUUAAUUAUUUAUAGGUUUAUUAAAUUUAUAAUAAAAUGGCUUUAAGUAUAACACAAUGUGAUACCUUAUUAAACUUACUUGGUGAGAAUAAUGUUAAAACACAAACAUUAGAGGCACUGGCUAAUGAUUUACAUAAAAAAUUCGAAAGCACCGACUAUUUUAAAGUGGGCUCUUGUUUGAUUAUGUUAUUACAACAGGACUUGUUAGAGGAACCCGAACAAAGGCUUGUUGCCGUUACUUUGUUACAUGAACUGUAUCGUGGAGAAUCCAUAGAAAAUACUCCGUUUGCUAAGGUUUUCAUCCACAUUUUGCAUCCACCAGAGCAACAAAGUACCGUUGGGACUCCGAAGUUAGAGUAUCCAGGUCAGUUGCCGAAAUUUUCAGCGCCAGAAAAGAAUUUCAUAGCUCAACUAAUAUCGGAUGUUCCAAAAGACGCGAUUUUAAAGAAAACUGCAACACAAAUUAUUAAUUCGGAUAUUGUGGGCCCGGCAAAUAUUGAUUUAUCAGCCAUUCAAUUGGCACUGGCCGAAAAGCAGUCGGAGCUAUCUCACAUAUGUCGAUCUGGAAUUCCAGCUGUUAUUGCUUAUCCUGAAAAGGUCACUAAUAGUUAUGCAAAUGAACCUGAUAAAAAAGAAGAGUUUGUACAGCAGAUAUUGACUUCUGAUAAUCUGUAUAGGGUGUAUAAACCAGAGUUUGUCACUUUGGCACCUCCAUUGCUAAACAGUAAGGAUGAGCCUGUGUGGUUCAAUGUAACAUCGCCUAAGGAACAUACGGUAGCUUAUGACAUUACAAUGUGUGUACCAAAUAUGGCGGGUCAAGAAGCGAGACAGUUAAUGACGAAAGCGUAUAAGGCAGCUCUGUCACUGCAGCAACAGCAACAACUACUGAAUGAACUGGAUAAUGAUUCCAAGCUGGUUUACCACAUUGGUUUAACUCCUUCCAAGCUUCCAGAAUUGGUCGAAAACAAUCCAUUGAUAGCAAUAGAAGUGUUACUAAAGUUAAUGCAGUCAAAACAAAUCACAGAAUACUUUAGUGUGCUGGUUAACAUGGAGAUGUCCUUGCACUCUAUGGAAGUAGUAAACAGACUUACAACAACUGUCGAUUUACCAACCGAAUUCGUACACCUAUACAUCUCAAAUUGUAUAUCGACAUGCGAAACAAUCAAAGAUCGUUAUAUGCAGAACAGGCUGGUAAGAUUAGUUUGUGUUUUUUUGCAGUCGUUGAUACGAAAUAAAAUUAUUAAUGUUCAGGAGUUGUUCAUUGAAGUUCAGGCGUUUUGUAUUGAAUUUAGUAGAAUACGUGAAGCGGCUGCGCUAUUUCGGCUAUUAAAGCAGUUGGAGUCUGGGGAAUUGGGAUUGAGUAUGUCACCGCCUCCUAGUAUGAAAGGGAAGUUGGAGAGCUAAUAUUCUCUUUUAAUUGUUGACAUUAUGAGGGAAAUAUACAUAGGUAUAUGUAUGGUACUGAAGCUUUUUGGUAUCUUGAACCGAACUAGAACUGUGGGCACUUAAUAAAAGAAUAUUUUUUCUA